This is a messenger RNA of Malaya genurostris, 621 nucleotides long. RefSeq names its product mastermind-like domain-containing protein 1. The coding region runs from base 1 to 621 and encodes 206 amino acids. The transcript has 3 exons. The record is from RefSeq and is a predicted model, not a curated record. NCBI's taxonomy places the organism in Eukaryota, Metazoa, Arthropoda, Insecta, Diptera, Culicidae.
AUGCUCCGUAUAACCAAACCGGAUGCUGCCUCCGCGGCCAAUUCUGGCAAUGUCGGCCCGGUGACCUCGCUGGUCGCAGUUCCAUCGGCAGCAUCAGUGGCGGUAACUGGUCAAACACCUCAGGCUAUGACCAUUACACCUACUGUAACUAGUGCCGGUGGAGGUUUUCUCAUUCAUCAUCCGUCUGGUGCCAUUAUGGCCACCCAGCAAUCCCAUACACCAGCACAGCAAUCGCAUCUGCCCAGCGGGAACAAUCAUCAGCAGCACCAUCAUCAUCAGCAACACAUACAACAGCAGCAACAUACAAAUGCAGACAGUGAAGAUAAGAGCGGUAUUAUUCAGCAACAACAACAGCAACAUUCACAGCAGAUAGUUAUGGGAGAGAUAAUAGAUUACAAGGAUGCAUCCAUAAUCAAUUCGGGAGGUGGUGCUCUAAGAGGAGAUAAUCAUCACAACUAUGCGGCUGCCAAUGCAAUUGUAGUCAGUGAAAGUGGUGAAUAUCAGCAUAUUUAUCAGCAGAGAAUGAUCCAGCAGCCGCCUGUCGCACCUAGUGGAUCAGGUGAAUAUACCCCGGGGCGGCAGCCUGAACUGCCCACGUUGAUUAAGAAUGAAACCUUGUAA